Pseudopipra pipra is the source of this 9614-nucleotide messenger RNA. RefSeq names its product ETS transcription factor ELK4 (gene ELK4). Gene Ontology annotation, cellular component: nucleus. Gene Ontology annotation, biological process: cell differentiation; regulation of transcription by RNA polymerase II. The record is from RefSeq and is a predicted model, not a curated record. Gene Ontology annotation, molecular function: DNA-binding transcription factor activity, RNA polymerase II-specific; sequence-specific DNA binding. NCBI's taxonomy places the organism in Eukaryota, Metazoa, Chordata, Aves, Passeriformes, Pipridae. The transcript has 5 exons. Bases 152 to 1480 code for a protein of 442 amino acids.
GUAACGCGGCCGCCCCGCGCUCCGCCCGCCCGGGAUGCGGCCCCGGCGCCCGGGCCGGGCAUGAGGGACGGCGGGGGGGCCGCGCCCAGCACCGGGACCGGACGGGAGCGCCGCGCCCGGGCACCGGCGGGGCUCCUCCUCGCUCACUGCUAUGGACAGUGCUAUCACCCUGUGGCAGUUCCUCCUCCAGCUCCUCCAAGAGCCUCAGAACAAGAACAUCAUCUGUUGGACCUCCAACGACGGGGAGUUCAAGCUGCUGCAGGCAGAGGAGGUGGCCAGGCUGUGGGGGAUCCGCAAGAACAAGCCCAGCAUGAACUAUGAUAAACUCAGCCGAGCGCUCAGAUACUACUACGUGAAGAAUAUCAUUAAGAAAGUGAACGGGAAGAAGUUUGUGUACAAGUUUGUCUCGUAUCCGGAGAUUUUAAAUAUGGACCCGCUCGUCGUGGGCCGGAUAGAAGGAGACCCUGAGCUGACUGGCUUUGGAGAGGUCAACAGCGCUCCAAAGGACGUGGAAAACUGUGGGAAGGAGAAGUCCCAGUCGUGUGCGAAGUCCUCGAGCCGCAACGACUACAUCCACUCAGGCCUGUACUCCUCCUUCACCCUCAACUCCCUCAACAGCUCCAGCGUCAAACUCUUCAGGUCCAUCAAGAUCGAGAACCCGGCGGAGAAGCUGACGGAGAAGAAGCCUCAGGAGCCGACCCCCUCCGUCAUCAAGUUUGUCACCGUGCCCUCCAAAAAGCCGCCCUCGGCCCCCCUGGUCUCCACCGUCUCCGCGGCUUCCGCCGCUCCCGCCGCGUCCUCCUCCCUUCCCCUGGGAUCCGAGGAGACCCUCCAGACCCUGGAGACGCUCGUCCUGCCCAAGUUAACUGUCCCCGAAGCUCCAGCACCUUUGCCAAACUUAACCAGCAGCUUCACCCCGACCCCCCCCAUGUCCUCGGUGUCUCCCACUCUCCAGGUCCCUUCCACGCCCCCGUCGCCGCCCCUGAGCUCCAACCCCGACCUGGACAUUGACACGGACAUCGAGUCCGUGGCCUCCCAGCAGCUGGAGCAGGCCCAGAGCCUUCAGCACCAAUCCCCAGAGCCCAAAGAGCAGGAUUCAUCCGUGCUGGAGAAGGAAUUUGCCAAUCACCUCUCCAGAUCUAAGAAACCCAAAGGGCUGGAGUUGGCUCCCACUCUCGUCAUCACGGGCAGCGAUCCAAGUCCUCUGGGCAUUCUGAGUCCUUCUCUCCCCACUGCUUCUCUUACUCCAGCACUUUUCUCUCAGACUCCCAUCCUGCUGACUCCCAGCCCUUUGCUCUCCAGCAUCCACUUCUGGAGUACCCUGAGCCCGGUGGCUCCUCUCAGUCCUGCCAGGUUGCAAGGUGCUAACACCCUCUUUCAGUUUCCAUCAGUGCUGAACAGUCAUGGCCCAUUUACUCUGUCUGGACUGGAUGGACCCUCUACCCCUGGCCCGUUUUCCCCUGAUCUCCAGAAGACAUAGCACAUGGAAUUCAUGGAAAGGACACGUUGGCAAACAAGGGAAAGAUGGGACACUUCUAUUUAACCACGUUUUUUAAAAAUGAGCAAUUUAUAAUUCCACACAGAGAUUCUCAACGAUCGUAGUUUUCACCAUUCCCAAGUAAAAAUGCCUUUUUUUUUUGCAAAAUUCCCUUUUUUUCUGAAGAACCCAGGUUGGGAAUGUAUAUGCAAAGGCCUUAAUAGGAGCUGCAGCUCCAGUUUUCUUCUCUUCCCUCCUUGGUUUGGAAGAUUUCACGUGGUCAAAAAGGGACUUUUGGUCGGUGUUGCAGCAGCUGAGUCUGCACUGAUUGCAGUGAACAGUGUCAGGGAAGUCUUUUCUCUGUGACUUUUGGGGGAAAAAAAACAAAACAAACCCUCUGUUCUUCUGCUUCCUGUGCUUGGCAAGAAGAUAUCUGAUCAGGAUGGAAGCUGGCAUUCCAGGAAAUGCUUGGGAAAGGGGUGUGUGCACUCCAGCUUUGCCUGGGGGGGCCACGGUGACUUCUGCAGCAACAAAAACAGCCUGGUCUGUUCUGCUGUAAAAUCAUCUUGUCUUUUUUGCAGGGAGAAAUUUUUCAAGGACUAUUAUUCAGUGCUUCAUAUCCUGAGAUAUUGGACAAUUUGGGAAUUGUGGUGGUGUGUGUCCCACCAGCCCAACCCCUGGGAGAAGUGGUCUGGCUGGAUCCUGGAUGCUUCCCUGCCCUCCCUUUGGUGGGGAGGUGAGGUCUGGAGAGAGAGAGAAAUCAGUGGUGGGAUGAGUUCCUUUCAACCCUCAGAGAGUUUGAAUGCUGAAGUCCAAACAUUUCUUGUGCCAGAGACCUCUUCCAGAGCUUGUGAUCUCACUGCUGGAUGAGCAGGAUGGUGGAUUUUCCUUGGAAGUUUUGGGGGGUGGGUGCCUGUGCUGAGGUUGCUGCCUGGUGCUGGAGUUCCACACCCAAACAGUGGUGAGAGCACAGAUGUCCCAGCAUUAACUGCUCUUUCCCACAGGUUUGGAAAAGUUUCCUGCUUUUCCACAAGUGGAGGAGCUCCUCUUCUACCAGCUCUUAGCUCGACUUUUGCAUUAGAGCUGUUGUUUGGUUUUUUUUUUGAGGAAGCACUGACCCAAACUCAGGCUCAGUGUGUCCCCCUGGCUGUAAAUCUGCUCUUGCAUUGCUUUUCUUGGUGGUGUGGAUGGAUCAAGAACGAGAGAUUUCAUUUCCAGAGCCAUUCGAGACGAAACGAAAUUUGUAGUUAGAUUUUAUUUUUUUUUUUUUUUUACACCUCAGGAGGCCUUUUAAGAGAACUGAGGAGUGAAAGGAAGGGAGAUUUGUCCUCUCUCAGCCCCUCAGAGUCUGGAUGUCUUGGUCUGUGGGUGCUGGGCCCUGUGUCCUCCUUCCACUUGGGGCAUCUGAUGUCAGGCAGCAACUUCUGUUUUGCUACUGAGUGGGUUGAGAUGGGGAUGGAAGGGAAUCUUUUUCCAUAAAACACCCAGUAGAAAACAGAUGGGAACAUCUCUCUCCUUCAGCAUCCUCACCUGGCUGCCUGCAGAGUUUUCAGGAGCAGAAGAUUUCGCAGCAAGAGGAGCUGACAGUGUUUGCUGUACAUAUUUGCACCCCUUUCAUGGAGAAGUUUGGUGAACUCAAAGCUUUCCAGAAGUUUUUUUUUUCCCUUUUGCCACUUUUGCAGGCUUGGAAUUCACUUUGCAAGGGUGUGACAGCACCCUGGACUUCUCUUCCUUGGUGGUGUUACCUUCCUGUAUCUGACAUUGAAAGGUGUGCAACCACUUUGUGUGUUCCUGACGUGACACCUGGGACAGGUGGGUGGAACAGCUGAUUUUUUUGGGAGGGGAAUGGGGGGCAUUGUUCAUCCAGAACACCUGCCCAGUGGGAAUGGGAGAAGAGAGUAUUCCUUCUUCAGGUGGAGAAGCUCAUGGAGUGACCUGUCUUCCUGUUGGGUUCUGUCAGAGGCAUAAAUGCUUCACAUUUUAGACAUCAGCAGAUGCAGGAUGAAGUUCCUGUGCCAGCAGCUCUUAAAAUGUGCAAUAUUGACCUUUUCUUUUUUUUUUUUUUUUUAAUUAUUAUUAUUUUUUUAAUGCAGAAGCAAAGCUGCAGAUGAUAAUUGAGAGCAGGCAUCUGGAAUUUUCUGGUUUGCAUGGUGGCUUUUGAGUCUGCUCUAGAAAAAUAUAUAUAGCUAUGUAUAAAUAGCAGCACUUUUUUUUAAUGGUUGUUUUAGGUUGGCCAAUUUGACGCCCACCAAGUGUGUGGACUUUUUGAGAGCAACAUUGCAGGCUAGGAUUAGAAUUUAAAAAGUACUUAAUGAGCACUAAAAACCCUUGCAAUUUAAUUGCUUCCCUUUCCUUGUCCCCUAUGGAGAAAAGCCAAGUUUAUUUGUUUAAAAAGUUGUGUGUGUGCACACGUGCACUUAAUUCUCUGUGAACUUUUAUCACUUUUGAGCAGAGGGUAUGCAAGAGAACCCAGCCUGGGGUCCUGCUCUUCUCCAAGAGAACCCAGCCUGGGGUCCUGCUCUUCUCCAAGAGAACCCAGCCUGGGGUCCUGCUCUUCUCCAAGCAGCUUCCUAAGAUUGCACUGCCAUAGCUGGGGGAGAGCCACCUUUCCCUCUGGGAAUCCCUUGUGCAGAGGAAGCUCAUGUGGAAAUGCAGCCUGGAUGGGAUGGUUUCUAUCUGGGAAUAUCCACUGAGGUGGUGGUUGCUUUUCCUUCCCAAGGGAAAUCAAAAUCCAUGGAUUUUACAGUCUUAGGAGGCAGUUGGGAAAGCACAUGGGAAGGGCAGGGAAGGGGGGGAGAGGAGCAACUUGCUGCCUUUUCUCCAUUCCAGCUUUCAGGUCACUUAAAGGGAAUAUUAUCUUGUAUAUAUGCUGCCUGAUUAAACACACAUUUACUGACAGGUAUGGAACUGCCAGCUUUUUUUUUUGGAUCACAUUCCUGACGGAGCACAGGGUCCUGUGACUCCUUGGGGCUCAGUGAUGUGAUUGCUGGUUCUCUGCUAGGUCACUUCAGGAGCACUUUGCAGCUCCUUGCAACUUGUUUUUUAAUUUAGUGUAGGGCAGGUGGGGGUUAACAGAGGUUCUCUUUUCCUGGCCACGGUGGCAGUUUGCACUGUGGUGGCUUAAAAAAGUGACAAUGCAGCAUUACAGAAACCUUUCCUUAGCUACCAGUUGAUGCUGCUGGAGUAGCCAUGGGAUUGUGGAAUGCUUGGGAAUAUUUGCAUCGGUUAAUUGGUAGCUGGUGGUAGAAUUGGACUGGAUGAGCAUCUUGUCUUGCUUCUGGAAAUCUCUUUUCUGUGUCACUGCAGAGCUGGGAGUCUCACCCUGCUGGUGCUGUGUGUGCCACACCUGAGAUUCCGGAUUCUCGGGAUGCCACUGGUGACACAGACAGUCCAUGGAAGCAGGAAUGUGUUCAUGAUCCCCUCCAGUCACAGAACCAUUCGUGUUCUGUCUCACCUGUGAAGGGAAUCCUGGGGAGGAGGGGGAUGGAGGAGCAUUGGGGUUUUUUUUAAACAGCAGCUCCAGUCCAGAGCCUUGUUUCAGAACCUGAGCUGUUCAGCAGUGGUGGCUGAAUGCAAUUCCUAUGCACUGCCUUUGGCACAUUGGAGCUGUGCUUUGCAAUAGGUCAGCAGGUGAUAAAAUUCCUUGAGUUGGAGAAUUCAGUGUUUUAACUUGGAGCAUCCUCAGACUUCAGCAUCCACGCAGUCUUUGGGGGGUGUGAGAACAGAGAGGCUUUGCCUGUUCAGUGGUUCAUUUGGGAUAAUUUCUCCCUCUGAUACGUUUUCAGACCUCAGAUUUCUCACCAAUAGAUUCUUCUUGUGUUCAUAGCGUUCCUCCUAAGGACAGUGAAGGCUGCUUAGGUGCAAAUCUCCCUUUUCCCAGCUUCCCACAACGCUGAGCUGCAGCAAGGUCAGGUUCCCUCGGGACUUCAGCUCUCACAGGAGAGCUCUGCAGGCUGAGGUGGGAGGACAGAGCUGUCCUAGAGCAGUGAUGGCUUUCUCAGGUGAGAGUUUUGAUCCACUUCUGUAGCGUUUUUCCCAGUGCUGAGCUCAGAACCUGCAGUUCUGACACACUCUUGUCUCCCACGAUUUAUUCAUUUAGCUUUUAGUUACCUUCUGCUCCUGUUUUAUAGCAGUUUUUGUAUGUACUCCUGUUUUAUGAUUUAACCUCUUCCAUUUUUAAGGCAUAUUUGUUUACAGUACAUCUCAGUGUUGUAUCAAGAGGCUCUCUUGGUAUUGUCAGCUCUGAAAAUCAACUACAGCAGUAGUUACAGAACGUUGUCAAAGUCCACGGGUGUGUUUUAAAACUCGAUGUUUUGAGUUUUUGGGUGUCCACAACAGUUUUGUUUCAUUUCUUAAGUUUCUUAAGAAAUAGAAUGUGUAUCUGUAAGAGUAGAAAUAGGGGGGAAAAAAAGAGACCUUCUGGCCUCUGAGGUCGUGGGGAUGGAUGGUUUAUUUUGUCUUAAAAAAAUCACAGAGCACGGUGUUGCAAAGAGCCCCCCCAGGAUGUCACGCUGGGCAGAUCAGUCCAAAAUCCAUGAGGAUUGCAAUCCUGGUGCUUAGAAGCUGUUCAGGAUGUUUGGUGAGGUAUAGGAUGUCUUGCCUAAACAGGGGGUUUUGUGGUUGGAUUGGAAUUUAGUGAAGCUGGUGGGUCUGGACAGCAGGUCUGCUCCGUGGGGAAGCCUUUGGCCAUCCAGGGAUGGUGGGAUGUGGGACAUGCUGGAGCUGCUCUGCUGGGAUCAGGGGCUGUCAGGUGAAGGUUGAAGGGUAAAAUGCAGUGACAAGCUCUGUGCAGUUCUCCAGGGGGUUCCUGCAGGAGGCUCUGUCUUGGAUCAGCCCCUGGGCACACGGAAUUCCACCUGGAGCGAGUAGCACCGACUGUGGAGGUAAGAGCUGGUCCUGACCAGAGAAGAACUCUUGGAAAUGGAACCAGAUCUUUCUCCACAGCCUAAUUUUAGUCAUAAGGGUACAACAGAGGAACUGCAAAGCCACAGGGGUGGUACAUCCCUGCAAAUCUGUUCAGCAGCAGCAGCUCCUUUGGAAGUUCCCUGAUGGACCUGGUGCCAUCUGGAGCAGAAAAGUGAAGCUUUGGGUUUAGUGUCUCCUGGAUCUUGGCCUGAGGUGUGUUAUUCCUGCCUUUUUACCAAGAACAAACAGAAAUAAGGGGGAUCUGUUCACUGCAGAAGGGGGAUUGGUUUUGGGCUGAGCCAGGUAAGAAAGCUGGGCAGGGCCUGUGUCCCUUCUUGGAUGUGUGUGUUAAAGGAAUUCCCUUUUGGAAUAGUGAGAUACCUGCUUCAUAAACAUUAUUUUUUGGGAAAAAAAAAAAACCACCCUAAAACUGACUAGAAUUGCUUUUUUGUUUACCCCUCCCAAAAACCAUAGCAGAAGGUUUUGCCUGUGGAGCUGUUCCAGCUGCCUGACGAGAAGCACACCCUGAGAGCUGAAAACUUGGAGGUUUUUUUAGAUUCCUUGUGCCUGGAAUAGCCCUGCAUGGAGCACACGUGUGUCAUGCCUGACAGGAUGUGUCCAGGAUGGAGUCUUGGCUUCCAAAUUUGUAUAAAUACCCCUCAGAGCAGCCACUGCACUGUGCAGUUGCCACUUUUAAAUAUGUUUUGCACACCCUGGUGAGGUUUUUUGGGGGCUUUUCCUUUUCUUUUAGGACUCAAGUCAAUCAUGCCACAGCGUGGACUCGUUGUGUUGCCAAAGGGUAUUUUUAAAAGCAGCUUUGACAUUGUUGGAUGCCACAUCUCCUAAAAAAAAAACAAGAAAAAAAAAAAACAAACGUGUCUUAAAUUUGUCUUUGAAUAGUUUUGUGUUCACGGAACAGAAGUUUGGACUCCUUUACUCGAAACACUUCUCUCCUGAGACCAGGCAUUGCAGGAGGUUUUCAUCUCAAAUUGGUUGUGGCAGGGGGUGGAACAGGGUAGUGCUGAACCUUCUGGAGAACAGGGACCUUCCUGGAGACACUGAGUGCCCCGGGAGGGGAGGCUGCAGGUGAUUUUGGAGCCCAUUUCAGCCCUUGAGCAGUACCUGCAGCAGUGCUGUACCAAUAACUGGAAGCUGUUGUUUUUUCUGGGGUUUUUUAUUUUAACUUUUUAAUUUUUGUUUUUCAGUUGGGGGUUAUUUUUUCAUGGGUUUCUGUUUUUAUUUUUUGAUCACAGGAAGGCUUUGAGGGUGGCCUCUGCAUGGUUCCUAAGUGUGUGCUGUGUGCUGGGGUGGGGUGGGGUUACAAUACCUGGGUUUGCUCGAAGCUCCUUGAGAUGUGUUGUGGUUUGUUCUUUUCUUUUCUUUCCUUUUUUUUGUUGUUGUUUUCUUUUCUUAUUUUUAUUUUGGCUGGCAUGUCUUAAAUCUUCAGGCUUUGAAACUGCUUUCUAGAGUUGUGUUGACUUUUUGUUCUGCUGUUGUUCAGUUGCACAGAGUUUUCUAUAUAUGAUGUGCUAGUUUUGACGUUGAUUCUCUGUGAACAGGGUUGAGAUUAUUCCUUGUAGUUUAAAAAGAAACCAAGUUGUAUCCUAAAAAAAAACUCCCCUUUUCAGACCUUGUUUGUAUCCUGUUGCAGUGUUACCAGAUGGCCUUAUGUACGUCACAGUGUUUUGUGAUAAGUACAGUAGCACAUUUAAUGCUUAUUUCCCCUCUGUUUUUAUAGCUGAGAAGUGUAUUUGUAAUAACAGAGCCAAAUAAAUGGGAAAAUUCUAGGUAAGGGUGGUGGUUGUCUCCCCUAAUGGGCAGUGGGGCAGCUGGAAUUAAUCUGGGACUAACCCCUUAGCCUGCCUUGGGAAUUCUGAGGCUCUUGGCAGAUGUGGAUCGUGUGCCAGGGGCUUGGAAAUCACAGCAGCUCCAUUGGCUCCACCACAACUGCUCCGACUUCCAGGGGCUGAGAACCUGCUCUGGGGGCAGCUUUUGGGCUGGGAGAGUCAGGGGAGAGGGAAGUUUGAGGUCAUUUUUAGCAACUUAAGCCCCCAAACCUGCUGGGCGGUGGGAAGGUGGGCCAGUUUUGUCCUGUUGAUUUCUGCAGUUCUGUUCUGGGAAGUGACUUCCUGAUGCCUUCAGUGGUUUAUGUUCCGUGGCUGAAUUUUUUUUAGGCUGAUCUGGGUUUUCUUUGCAGCCGAGUUUUGGGCUCCAGCAGCUGCUGGGAGCAGCCUCUGAGCAGAUUUCCCUGUCAGGUGGCUCCUAACUCUGCCAUGGAUCCAGUUUUACCUUCCUGUGAUUUUAACAGUGGUAAAAACGACUCUGGAAGCAGCAGAGAGAACAUUUUUUUCAGUUGCUCUUUCCCUGAACAGAAUUGCAUUUAUUUUUUUUUCUAUAAAUAUAUAUAUAGUACCAAGUCUGGAGACAAAGCAAGUUAUGUUGUAGUGAGUGUCUCAACUUCCUACACUGGAGACUUUUCUAGACAUGAUCUUUUAGAGACAACUGUAACCUCACCCCUCUGUGCUCCUUGUUACAGUUGGGUGAACCUGCCUGGGACAGAAAAGCUUCUCAGUCUAACUUUCUUUUUCUAAAUAAUACCUUAUAAUAAGAGUAUCUUAAUGCCAUUGUGUUAAAAAAAAAAAUGCUGGUAUGUAAUGCAAGUACAUAAAUAGCCAAAGUUUUCAGUAAUUGUUCAGUGUUAACUAAAUUUUGCUUUUAUUUAACCUUCCAAGAUAACAUUUAGGAAGACCUUCAGCAUGUUGACGUCACAAAAGUCUGAUCAGCUUGAUUAGAGCAGAAGGUGGAGUUAUUGGAACACAUUUCAGGUUUGAAUACAAUUUGGAGGCAAAGUUUUUUAAGAUGCAAAACUUCCUUUGCACUGUAAUGACACUUCAAAUGCUGCUUUUACAGUGGCUCAUUGGUAAUUGUUAUUCAAACAUCAUGAAGGUCUUUCCUGAGAAAUCAGGUGACUUUUCUAUUGCUUCGAUUUUUGUGCAAAAAAGUUAAAAAGAAAAAAAAUCAAUGUAUUGCAAUCUUUUUUAAAAACGGGGUGGGAAUAGUUAAAGAAAACUAUUUUAUGUAAGAACUGACAGAGGGAUUUGCUUUGUAUAAUGCAAGCUGGCUUUAAAAAAAGCAUUGUAGCAAAAUUAUUCAAGUCAAUCAUAUGUUAAUAGUUAUGUGCAACCAGACAUGCAAAACAAUUGUAUUUUUUUAAAUAAAUAUUUUUAACAAA